Torulaspora delbrueckii is the source of this 438-nucleotide messenger RNA. It is a transcript of the gene AIM29, whose product is annotated as Aim29p. Bases 1 to 438 code for a protein of 145 amino acids. The record is from RefSeq and is a predicted model, not a curated record. The transcript has a single exon. Lineage: Eukaryota; Fungi; Ascomycota; Saccharomycetes; Saccharomycetales; Saccharomycetaceae.
AUGUCAGGUGCUAUAGAUCCUUAUUCGGAAGAGCCAUUGACGUCUAGUGGUAGACCUUUGACAACUUCGACAUUGACAAUUAGAGUGAUAAAAUCCUUCCCUUACCGAAAUGUCAAAAAUUUUGUUCUGCAAAACUAUGAUUUAGAAAAUAAAUCUGCCAAGGACUUAUUCGAUGACUGUGUAAAGAAAAUUAAUUCCGAAGGUGCAUUUAGACCAUUCCGUAAUGUGCAAUACGAUAGUUUAAAGAUUUAUACCCAUGCUCACGGUUCCAAGACAGUAAAUCUGGUAAUCAAUUUCGACCAUGAUGAUAACUGGAUACUUAAUCUGAAAGACAAUCGUAAGCUUUAUGAGUACGGUAUUGAAAACGAGACUGAAAUAUCUUUAUUUAAAAUGCAAGACUAUUUGGAAUUUAAGGCCAAUCCAGAGGAAAAAUGGUAA